GCAGGUUUUAUGCGCCUUUGCUUGCCUGCGCCCGCCCACUCCCGUCGCCCUCGUAACUGUAGCCGCCUCCCGCGAGAGCGGUAGCAUGUUGCCGGGACCCUGCCAACUAGCGUGGGAUCUGACAGCUGCACAGACACGAAAAUCAUUUGGAUCUUGUCAGGAAAAGAGAAUUUUCCCUUUAUUUCAUGCUCCUGACAGGUUAGGAAAUGUGUAUAUACCAAUUACUGGUGAUCCCAUCCGUGGUCCUGGAUCUUAUAACCAUGCAGAGAGGAGCAAUAUUGUAUACCACCUUACUCACAGACCAGAAAGUAUUAAAGGUUAUUCUAUGGGAGCAAGAACAGCCCCACGUUUUGCACUAUCUGACAAGUGUGUGACACCUGGCCCUACAGCAUACCAGGCUAUGCUGACCAAAGACCGAAAGACUCCGCCUAUGUAUGCUGCAUUUUCCAGCAAGUCACCACGAUUUUCACAAAAGGUUCUGGAAGCAGACCUUUUCCCCGGACCUGGAACAUAUAACCCUUACAAGAUGCCACACAGGCAUGUCACCUGGCCCGGAAAGUUUGGGUCUCCAGACUGGUCUUUGGUACCAACACCUGUAAAAAGGACUCUAAAGACUGAGCUGAUUACAGACAAAGCAUUCAGGAAGCAACGAAACCUAUUGGCCUACCUGAGCCUAUAUUACUGAUUGAAGUCUUUUAUCUCCUACGUACUUACACAACUUAUCUUCCCUCGUUGUUACACAGAACUGCAAUGAAUUGUUACACUAAUGUGAUAGUCCUUUGUGAUUUGAUAACCAAACCACUGAGUUGUCAUGGUUUGGAUUUCUUUAUUUUAAUGUUUUUUAUCUUUCUAAUUUUUGAUUGUCUGAUUCAAAAUUUCAUAAGUCUGUAAUCAUGUAGCUUGAAAGGCAGUUUCACCUAUAGAAUCUUAAUUAAUUAAUAGUGUUUCCUUUAUGUAUUGCAACCACUGGAGAUAGUCCAGUCCUUGUUUAUCUUUUACCUGUCCCAUAAAAAUGUGAAGAUUUCACCUUAGACUCAUUUAUGUUUCAGUUUUGCAACAUGUGAGGAACCACACAGGUUACAUGGACAUAACCAAAUUUUCUUUCCGUACCAAAUUGUUCACUUUGCUAACUGCUGCUUCCAUCUUCUUUGUGGCAUUCAUGUAUGAUAUUUCUGUACACACCAUUCCAUAAACAUCUCUUAUAAUUUCCUUUGAGUACUCUUGAUAAUUUCCCAUGGAUACUCCAAAUACUUGGUUUCCAUUUAAUGAUUUCACAUGGAAGCUUUUGAACCACAUGACAAUAGAUCAUUCUCUAUGUUUCCUAAAUAUGACUUCUGCUAACUCAAAUAAGUGCCAGGCCUUGCAGUAUAAAUCCUGUCUCUUCAUAUUUUUUCUAUCCAUCCAAUCCCCUGCUUGUGACUGUACUUAGUAAUUUAUUGGUGCUAAUCACCACAUGUAUCUUUUUUGCCUCUUGGAAUAACUCCACUGAACUAAUAAAAUUCAGAAAGGUGUAA
This is a messenger RNA of Sphaerodactylus townsendi, 1514 nucleotides long. It is a transcript of the gene CIMAP3, whose product is annotated as primary cilia formation. Gene Ontology annotation, biological process: regulation of cell projection organization. The transcript has 6 exons. The record is from RefSeq and is a predicted model, not a curated record. Gene Ontology annotation, molecular function: cytoskeletal protein binding. Lineage: Eukaryota; Metazoa; Chordata; Lepidosauria; Squamata; Sphaerodactylidae. Bases 86 to 685 code for a protein of 199 amino acids. Gene Ontology annotation, cellular component: ciliary basal body.